This is a messenger RNA of Trichobilharzia szidati, 381 nucleotides long. NCBI's taxonomy places the organism in Eukaryota, Metazoa, Platyhelminthes, Trematoda, Strigeidida, Schistosomatidae. The record is from the annotation of a GenBank genome assembly.
AUGUCUCAUCAAGGGGCUGCUUUACAAAACUACAAUAAUGAACUUGUAAAAUGUAUGGCAUACAUCUCAAAGUGUAUUAAAUUUCUAGGUUUUGAGGAGCUUUGCAAAAGACGAGAAGAAUUGCAACGUCAGAUUCAACAAGAUGAAAAUGAACGCGCUAAGCUCCAAAGAGAAAUAAAUGUUCUAAGUGAUAAGCUUAACAGGGUUAAUGAAGCGCUUCAGAAGAAACUGGCAACCAGAAAUGAAUAUGAUAGGACUAUUGCAGAGUCAGAAGCAGCUUACAUGAAGAUCCUUGAGAGUUCCCAAACUCUCCUGACUGUUUUAAAACGAGAAGGUCAGAAUAUUGUUCAGAAGGCAACAGCUAAAAAUGUUCCUUUGUAA